AUGAUUUGGCAGAUAUUUAAUAGAAUCGGACGAUGGGCCGUCCAGCUGCACAGAACGUGAAUACCUACGGACUUUCAGAGUUUUUCUGAAUAUAUAUUUUUUUGGUUUAAUUUCCAACUCUACCCGGACAUGGAGAAAAUUGUCGUAGUAACCGGAGCAAACAGCGGCAUCGGCCUGGCCCUGUGUGACCGGCUGCUGUCCGAGGACGGCCGGCUGCGGCUCUGCUUGGCCUGCAGGAACAUGAAGCGGGCCGAGGCCGCCCGCGCCGCCCUGCUGGCGUGUCACGGCGACGCUCGGGUGGACCUGCUGCACCUGGACGUGGGCUCUGCGCGGUCGGUGCUCAGUGCUGCAGAGGAACUCAAGGCCAGGUACCGCCGCGUGGAUUUUUUGUAUCUGAACGCAGGAAUUAUGCCCAAUCCAACGGUGGACAUAAGAGCGUUUUUCAAAGGACUAUUUUCCAGGAAUGUCAUCAACAUGUUUGCGACGGCUGAGGGUCUGCUGACUCAGCAGGACCAGCUCAACUCAGACGGCCUUCAGGAGGUUUUUGCCACGAACCUGUUUGGUCAUUUCCUCCUGAUCAGGGAGCUGGAGCCUCUGCUGUGUCAGCCGGGUCACACCUCCAGGCUGGUGUGGACGUCGUCCAGCAACGCCCGGCGCUCGGCCUUCAGCAUCCAGGACAUCCAGCACAGGCGAGGGAAGGAGCCCUACAGCUCCUCCAAAUACGCCUCGGACAUGCUCAGCAUGGCGCUCAACAAGCACAAGAACCAGCAGGGGCUGUUCUCCUCUGUGAUCUGUCCAGGCCUGGUGAUGACCAACUUGACCUAUGGGAUCCUGCCCUCCUUCUUCUGGACUCUCAUCAUGCCCAUCAUGUGGUUGAUCCGGAUUUUCACCAACACUUUCACGCUUACGCCGUACAACGGAGCCGAGGCACUGCACUGGUUGUUUGUUCAGAAGCCAGAGUCUCUGGAUCCCAGAGCGAAGUACCAGAGCUUAACGUCCGGACUGGGGACCAACUACACCGAGCCACGCAGGAUGGACCUUGAUGAUGAAAUGACUGAGGUCUUCUUCUCUAAGCUCCUCGAGCUUGAGAGAGAAGUGAGAAGAAACCUGAGCAAGAAAACCGCUGACAGUGAACAUUAUCAGCAGUAUCUCAAUGAGAUACAGUAGCAGUUUUUAUUUUUAAAAAAAAAAGAAAAAAAAAGUUUUGUCUUGAUUUUUUUUUUUUACCACAUCAAAUAUGCAAUAUUUUAUAACUUCUGCAAAUUGAACUUCAUGAAAUGUUUUUGCUCAAUCUAAUGUCAUUUUUAUUUGAAAUAUUUCGGAAAACGCAAGUUAAAAAUGAUUACUUUAGGGGCGUACCAGAAAGUCUCUUCUGUUCCACCAUCAUAAACAUACAGAUUUACAGAUUCCAUUUAGAUUAUUAUAACAUUGUCUGGGAAAAAAAACUAAUCUCAUAGCAAGUAGUGUUUUUAUUAAUAUAAAUAAAUAUGUUACUUUGUUUACAUUUUAAGAAUAAUCCGGAAGCGUUACUUCAGCGCAUGCACAAAUGAGCCAAAAGUACGGAUCGUGCAGUGAGCCCCGUCCGCCCGACACGAGCAAAGGGCCGAUAGCUUUCCCAGCUUAGUGUUAACGCUAGUAAACAGUUAACAUGAUUAUUUAUGGUGUUUCUGACUUAAAUACAAUCGUUUAACAACAGGAACUAUUUUAAUUCAACUAAAGAGUUAGUUGAAUUAAAGUAUCGUAACUGUAAAGUUAAUCUCAUUUUGUCAAACUCUUUAUAUAAACAGAAGUGGUCUGUUUAUUUUAUGACAGAUACUAGCAUUAACGGUUCAAGAUAACACUAGUGCUGAACCUAUGAGUAAUUAUUAUUUUAAGACCUUGACCUUAUCAGGCAGGCGUCAUGCAUAACCGAGACUGAACUCUUUAGCUGUAACACGUUCUUUCCUGUCAAGAAAUGGUGCAUCUAUUUAGGCAUUUUCAAUCUAAAUUACUAGUUUUAGUAAUAGCUACCAUAAGCAAUUAUAAUACGUUUUCAUAGCCAAAGUUAAACCUAGUACAUUUUUGGCUUCUGAGGUCUACUUUACAACAAUUCAGUCAAACUUUGUAUGCAAGUUCAGAUUUAUGACAUUUUUUGACGCCACUGUUCCAAGAUUGGUGCAACGUUUUGGUUUGCAGAAUUCAGAUUCCCAACGGGGCUAAAUAAAGUACUGCAGUAAGGUUGGGCAUUUAUUGUAUUGUUUAUAUUUUAUUAUGAUACAUUUCUUAAGAAUUUUGACUUAUCACAAAAAAAUAAACAAAACUGUACAAAUUG
This is a messenger RNA of Xiphophorus hellerii (green swordtail), 2311 nucleotides long. Its product is annotated as 3-keto-steroid reductase-like. The record is from RefSeq and is a predicted model, not a curated record. Gene Ontology annotation, cellular component: endoplasmic reticulum membrane. Gene Ontology annotation, molecular function: estradiol 17-beta-dehydrogenase [NAD(P)+] activity; 5-alpha-androstane-3-beta,17-beta-diol dehydrogenase (NADP+) activity; 3-beta-hydroxysteroid 3-dehydrogenase (NADP+) activity. The coding region runs from base 130 to 1167 and encodes 345 amino acids. The transcript is spliced from 9 exons. Lineage: Eukaryota; Metazoa; Chordata; Actinopteri; Cyprinodontiformes; Poeciliidae. Gene Ontology annotation, biological process: cholesterol biosynthetic process.